CAUGAGGCACAUUUGUAUGCCUUUAAUCUGUGCUGUUGUUUCUAAAGAUCUGACCGCAGGUUUCAGGAAGUCUUGAGGCUUGAACACAGUCUGUGUCUUUACCUGUCUGUCAUCAUUUAGUCAGUAUGGAGCUCAGUCAACUUCCUCUUGUGCUCUUUCUGAUUUCAAACAUCCACUCUGAACAAACUGAAGAAAGACCAAAAGCCAAAGUGAGCAUUAAACCUGAUCAACAUGUAUUCAGAGGAGAGAAGGUCACUCUCAGAUGUGACAUUGAUGGUGAAGGAGUCACUAGCUGGAAGUACAGCUGGUAUAAAGACGGUUCAGUCAGUGUUUUCAGUGAACUACAGGAACACACAUUCAGUUCUGUUACUGAGUCUGAUGCAGGUAAAUACUCCUGUUAUGGAGCAGAGAGAGAAGGAUCACGCAGCUCACAACACAGUGAUGCAGUUGCACUGACAGUAUCAGAUAGACCCAGAGCAGUUUUAAGUGGUUCUCCACAGAAGUGGUUGACUGAAGGAGAUCCAGUGACUCUGAUCUGUGAGGUUAAAGACUCCUCUACAGGCUGGACAUUCAGCUGGUGCACUGUUUCAUCACAAUUUUCUAUCUUGCACAUAAUGGUGUUGGUUCUCUGCAUUGUUUCUGCAUUUGGAGCUCUACUUCUGUUAUGCUGUCUGAUCUACUGCCCAUCAAAUAACACAGGUGUGUUUAUAAGAAGAGCCAUAUUUCCAUACUUUAUAUUUCCUGUAAUAAAUUCUGCAUGUGGUACUGUAAGUGUCUUGCUCAUUGCUUGCACAGCUUGCUCAAGCAGAACAAACUUCUGGACAAGUCAGGUUUCACUUGUCUUUUGUCCAAACAUCUGCAUGUUUUUUGCCUUCAUCUUCUGGGGUUUUACUAAAGGAUUUGAUAGUGAGAUAAUCACUUGCUGUGCUCUUUAUAUUCUGAGACCUGUUAUGUAUCUUACAGUUUUUUAUGUCCAUGAAAAGAGUGCACGUUUUAGGAACAUGACACAUCUAUUUCUUGGAAUAUGCUUUGGAUGUGUUGUGGUCUUCUGUCUAAAACUGUGUAGAGGAUUUAGUUGGAUGCAGUUUAAUUGGAUCUCUUCAUUUUUUCUAUCUUUGGCACAAUUUGUCGAACAAAUUUCCUCAUGUGGCCUUCUCAGAUCAGUGCAUCCCUCUCAUAUGAUCAUGUACAUGUCUGGAGCAGUUGGUCUUGUUUUGUUGAACUCUGGGCUACUGACAGCAGAACUCUUUUUGGAAACAUGGAACGGGGAGCGUAUCAUUAAGGAUCUAAGAAUCAUUGUCUUCCCCUGUGAAUGUGUUUUGGCUUUAUAUUGGAUAAUUAACUUCCGUUCUUUCUAAGUAUCUUAUAAUAUCUUUUUAAUGGAGACUCAGCUUUUUUUUUUUUUUUUUUUUUUUUGCUAAAUAUUUUGACAUUCUAAAUAUUACAAUAAGGUAACAUGGCAUUUAAUUUUUUCUCUCUCUCUUUCUUAUGCAUCCUGUCAUAUAGUGAAGAUUAGGCCUGAGUAAUUUCCAUUUUUUAUUCUUUACAGCUGUUAUUCUCUAGAUAAAAACUGUGUAGACUGAUAGUUGAUGAAAACGUACUUGCGGGAACUUUUUCAGUAACUACAAAUCACUGCAGUUUCCAACAGAAAUGAACACUAAAGGUGGUAAAACAGUGAGCACUUGUAAUCGUUUAUGAUUAUAGCUCCAUAUGUUUGGCUUUUCAGCCAUAAUAAGCUUGCUUGGUAGCUCAGCCAGCAGAGAACUGGACUUAGGAUGCAGAAUCCUUGGUUCCAAACCCUGUCAAACACAUGACUCACGAUGAAAAAGCUGAAAGAUGAGAGAUCAAAAAACAAGCUAAAACGGCAUGCUAGUGAUUGCGUUUUUACGGCACAUUCGCUUUUGUUUAUACUCAGCAGCGUCGGACUGGGGGUAAAACCAGUACUGAUUACCAGGGCCCCAAAGGAAGAGAGGGCCCUUGAAAAGUCUGGAAUAUAUUUUAUUUUACCUGGAUAUUUUCGGUGGGGG
Molecule: messenger RNA, 2027 nt
Organism: Cyprinus carpio (common carp)
Lineage: Eukaryota; Metazoa; Chordata; Actinopteri; Cypriniformes; Cyprinidae
Exons: 10
Coding region: 126-1358 (410 amino acids)
Biological process (GO): cell surface receptor signaling pathway
Molecular function (GO): transmembrane signaling receptor activity
Source: RefSeq, a predicted model, not a curated record